Messenger RNA from Paramuricea clavata, 4013 nucleotides. Lineage: Eukaryota; Metazoa; Cnidaria; Anthozoa; Malacalcyonacea; Plexauridae. The record is from the annotation of a GenBank genome assembly.
GCCAAAUAAACAUGCCAAUUCUGUCAAACUAAUAAGCAUUUGCUACUAACCAUUGCUCCGUAACGGCAAAAGAUGUCGUGACGAGCGAAUCCGGUAUAGCGUAAACAGGGCCUAUAGUUUCCAAACUUCAUAUUAUAAAUUGCUCGUUUGUAACAUUUAGGAAUUCUACCAACGGAAUUUAUAAUUUAAAGUCAAUCAGUACAGGCAAAUACUACGAUGUAUACUGUCACAUGAACGACAUUGGAACAUGUGGAGGGGGAGGCUGGACACUAGUGAUGAAAUUGGACGGGAAUAAGGUAAAGAAGGGAUUACAGGGAUUGGUAUUCAGUGACAAAAAUAUAAUGAAUAGUUGUUAACACUUAACACGGCAACAAUAACACUACAAAAAUGGUUACAUACAGUCAUUUCAAGUGUAGAAGUGAAAACGUGGGUAAAAAAAUAAAUAUUACGAAUUGAAAACAAGAGUGAUUUUAACUUAAUAUUAUCUUUUGAUAAAUGCUCAAUGAUCGAUGCGGUGCCUGUUUACCCAUGGUGACUAACAUAUAUAAAAAUUAUAAAAAAUGCCAUGUCGCAACAUAUAUACGGCUGCAGAAGGCAUGUUAUUGUCGAAAUGGUAUAAAAAAUUCGGCAUGGCUUUUUAUGACAUUCGGCAGUUUUGUUCAUAAUUUGUCUUAAAUCCGUCUGACCGUGUAGCUCAGUUGGUAUAGAGCGUCGAUCUAGUAAUUCGAAGGUCGCGCUGGGUAUGGAAAUUAUGAAAUACACACUCGAGAACAUUUUCAAUAUAUAUAUAUAUAUAUAUAUAUAUAUAUAUAUAUAUAUAUAUAUAUAUAUAUAUAUAUAUAUAUAUAUAUAUAUAUAUAUCGGGUGUCCCAAAAAAAAUACUCCGGUUUGAUUUAUAAUAACUUCUAAAGAAGUAAAGCUAUCAAACAGAAAUAACUUGCAUUAAAUAGAGGAAGGACUGACUUAGAUUUUUGAUAUAUUACAGUUGUAUUUUACUUAACAAUUCGCGGAGAUAUUAAUGUUCAAAAUAGGGAGCAUAUUUUGGGAUGUGUCUAAAAUUAGCGAAAAUCAGCAUAUAUAUCAAAUAUUAACUCCAGCGUUUGUUUGCUUAAUGACAUAUCAGGCUACCUGUAUUUCAGCAAAUUGUCGUUAAAUUAGGGUUUGUAAGGGGUAUGGCAUAGAUUUAGACAUCUUAACAUGCAUGCAUGUAAGUCUUAGCUCAUUGUUUUCUAAAAUAUGAACGUUCGAAAUUAUGCAAGUAUUUAAUAGGUCUUUACAAACUUAAAGGUACAUGAAAGACCAUGCAAGACAGGCGCAUAAAUUUUUCUUAAAUAGCCUAAUUUUUUAUGUUUUUCAUGGGUUCAAAACAGAGUUGAUUAUUUCUUGGUUAGAGCAGAAUGAAUAUUAUUCUUUAAUGAAGGAAAUAAUAUAGCUUUUUGCAAAUACACAUCUCAGUAUCAAUAACGCUACUAUUUUGUUACGUUUUGUUCCAAAAAUGUUGGAUGUCUCUGGGGAGUUGCUUGUUAUGUCUUAUGGAGUUGUAUGGUUUGAUUGUGUUUCAUUCUCAGUUUAUUAUGAACUUAACAAGAUUAAGAAAAGGUAAAAGAGUUUGGGUGUUCUUAACAAGAUUUCAGAACGUUACAGAAGUUAGAAGAGCUUCACAAUUUAAUGUGACAGCAUGCCCUAAUUCCGAAUAACACACGUUGUCUUUGGAAGACUAUUCGAUCAUGCAUCCCUAACAAAUCAACAUGUCAAAGAUCGUUUACUAUAAAGGAUGAUAUUUUAGUUGCAAACGAGUUUAACACUUUCUUUUCUUCUAUUGGACAAACAACUAUAGAGAAAAUCAAGUCGCUUGCGGAUGAAUGUAAAUAUGACCUAACGAAAUCGGUUUUUAUACCUCGGACAUACGCUGAAUCUGAACAAUUCGUUUUUCAGACGGUUGAAUGUAAACAAGUUCAUGAUAUUAUAAACUCCAUGCCCACAAAUAAGUCUCCUGGGAUUGAUAAGAUUCCAAUGCGAGUUAUCAAAGACAGUCUGCCAACAGGUGGGAAAUUUGUCUGAGCAUGCGCGAGCAAAAUGAGUCACGCAAUUGAGUGGAAUACACGCAACGCGUGUUUACAAAAAGGCAAAAAAGUGUAAAUAUUGCCAAAUGUUUGUACAAAAUAAAUGACUGUUUUAUGUUGAAAAUGGACAUGAUAUAAAUUAAUCAUACAUAAUUUUUUGGUGACGUUCUAUUUCAGUACCCUGCCAUUGUCUCUGGUGGGCUGUCUGUGUGCAUUCGAUCUGAAACAGUUGCUACUUUGCUGUCGAAAAAUUUCGAAUGUUUACAUGGAGGCAAGUAAUGCAUUUUACAACCUCGUAAACUGUAUGAGCCCCUAUUUUUACGCUUAUACCUAAGAUAUCAAAUGAAAAUACAUGAAACAGAGAACAUUUUUAGAAAGUUUUAUUGUGAGGCCACGGCCAGUUUUUAAAAUAUCUUUAUUUCUGUCCCGGUCAUCACCAAAAUUACACUAAAGCCGGGCUUGAAUAUACAACAAAUUUUGAAUCUCAUCAAGUACAAAAAUAUUUAACGUGUAACCAAAAUAUGCUCAUGAAAUCGAAAUUAAUAGCUAAAUUUUCAAACUAGACCCUUCUCGAGCCGGUUUUCAUGAAGGAAGUUCACAUUUCGGCCUUUGAUUCUCGGCAAAAAUUUGACCACAACACGUGCGAAGCAAAUGGGUCUCAAAGACUCAGCUAAAACAUUGCGAGCCCCUAUUUUCCUGACGAUAUGUUUGAUCAUGGGCGUACCGGAAGGAAAAAAUUAGGGGGGCGGAAAGAAAUUUGCCAGACUUUUCGCGAUUGUUCCCCACUAGUACCUAAAAAAAUUUUUCCGGAAAAAUUAUUUCGGCGAAAUAUAUAUAUAUAUAUAUAUAUAUAUAUAUAUAUAUAUAUAUAUAUAUAUAUAUAUAUAUAUAUAUAUAUAUAUAUAUAUAUAUAUAUAUAUAUAUAUAUAUACUAUAUAUAUAUAUAUAUAUAUAUAUAUAUAUAUAUAUAUAUAUAUAUAUAUAUAUAUAUAUAUAUAUAUAUAUAUAUAUAUAUAUAUAUAUGGUGACAACAAAUCAGUUUUAAAUUUUUUAUGUUACUUGUGAAACAGAAAAACUACUAGACAUUUAUGAGUAGUUUCAUCGAGAUAUUCGAGUAGUUUCAAUCCUAAAAUUGGAUUGUUCUAAACAAGUACUUCAUUUGUUUUUGCCUUAAUUAGAACACAUUUACUUAUGACUCAGCCCUUUGGAAAAACGAGAGGACAUACGCCAAACAAGAUGGACUGGAAGGAAUAUCAGAAAAGGAAAGCAAGUUGGCUUCAUAUUGCAACACUCCGUUUACAAAAAUUUGCCUGGGUAUGUCACGCAAUGGAGAGAGAAAAUGGAUGACAUUGAACUACGCCGCAAGUUCGCUGUACAGCGUGAUCGCAGAUGGACAAUUCAGAGCCACGACCGCUGGCAGGGCUACAUGGAAAUCCCUCAUCGCAGGAUCAUCAUUACAAUACCAAUGCAACAGAGAGGGAUUUAAUGUGAAGUUCAAUGGCAAUUCCGCCAUGCGAAUUGGAAUCGUUGCUAAUAAUGAGGUCAACUGUGGUACAUGCGAUUCAUGGCUUGGCUUUAGCACAGCAUAUGUUAAUGAUGGCGGUGCAUGGACCAAUAGAAUGGUUUGCGGUAACAAAGCGGGCUGCUGUAGUCCCGAUAACGGAAGUAAAACAUUGGUCUCAUUCGGAUAUAUUCUUGUUCAAUAAUUUGUUUACAAUCAACGACAUCUUGGUUUCCUUGAUAGGUUUACUUUGAGAGCGCACAUUUUUCCUGUUCAGAAGAAAAUGCUACAAGUAUGCACCGGUUAUACAUCUUAUGAACCUGUUUAAAUGCAUGUAAUACAAUGUCUAUAGAGCUGGCUUGUAAUGAAUUUUUCUUUUAGGGCUAUACAGUUGGCCUUAGGCUUAUAGAUAUGUAAUGUCGUCGAGAUGAGUUAUGUAUAAAAUAAAG